Aphis gossypii (cotton aphid) is the source of this 6225-nucleotide messenger RNA. Its product is annotated as homeobox protein ARX-like. Gene Ontology annotation, molecular function: RNA polymerase II transcription regulatory region sequence-specific DNA binding; DNA-binding transcription factor activity, RNA polymerase II-specific. The transcript has 4 exons. The record is from RefSeq and is a predicted model, not a curated record. The coding region runs from base 538 to 2841 and encodes 767 amino acids. NCBI's taxonomy places the organism in Eukaryota, Metazoa, Arthropoda, Insecta, Hemiptera, Aphididae. Gene Ontology annotation, biological process: regulation of transcription by RNA polymerase II.
UUGUAUACCUUCUCCGGCGGCAGCAGGUCGCUGUGGUUGUGUAUACUAAUUAUUAUUAUUAUUAUUAUUACGCGCUCGUGCUCGGUGUUUUCUCGCGCAGUACAGCGGCAGCAACGGCGACGGUAGUGCGUGCGUAUCUCAGUCGCGGCGUACAGUGACGUGACAAUACAUCGCCUUGUAUUAUUUUAUUUUAAUCAUACGUUUGAAUUAUAAUUAUAUUGUUAUUUAUUUAUAACGUCGUUAGUAAAACAUCUUGUACACGAACGAGUAGAUCAAUCUUACGUAAAUUCAAUUUUAAUUAAAAAAAAUCUUAUUGACGGUCUUAUUUCCGGCUGGCCGAAAGCUCCGGAGAGAAGAAGUUGUGAUAGUUUCUUUGCGGUUCUAGCGUCUUCGGUACUUUUAAUAAAUUGUAUAAGAAUAAAUAAAGAUCCAAAACAGUUUACGUAUACAGUCGAGUGCGUUAUUUGUGUCGGCGUCUCGCCAGCCAUAAAUGUCAUCGGCACCGUCCGAACCCAUACCAUCAGCACCGUCAACGCGAUGAUUGCUUCGGAGACCCGUAACCAUUGCGCCGCCGUAGUCAUGGAUUUGAGCACGCGGGCCAGUUCCGGCGGUGGAGGCGAUUCCAACGACGGCGGUAACCACGGUCGCAGGCGUAGCGGCGGUGGUAGACCGGCCAAGUCGGUGUUUUCCAUCAGGAGUUUGGUCGGCGAGGACACCGUUCGCGGCCAUUGCGACCGAGACGUCGACGGCAGCGGCGACGACGACGACAAGGAGGAUCACGUAGCAGCAGCAGCGGCAGCGGCGGCAGCAGUGUCGGUGGCGGUAUCGGCGUCGGGAGUGUCGGCUGCAGUGGCCGCAGUGGCGUCGGCCAACGAGGGCCACGGACUUCAGAAAGACGAUCAUCCGCAGUCGGGAGAGUGUGCGCUUACGCACGCGGCGGUGCCGUUCGACGAUCAGCGACGCACGGCCGCGGCCACCGCAGUGGCCAUGGCCGCAGCCGCGACCAUGAUGCGAGAGAGGUCCGCCGUCGUGGCGGCGGCGAUGGCUGUUCAACAACAACAACAACAACAACACAAGCAACAGCAACAGCAACACCAGCAAAUGCAACAACAGCAGCAACACUGUAGGUCUUUGAUGGCGGCCGGUGGCGGUGGCCGCGGUCCGGCGGCCGGUUACGAUUAUUAUUCGUCACCGCCGCCCGGUUACUACGGCGGCGCCGUGGACGGCGACGAUAACGGCGCGGACGACGACAUGGAAAACGGCGACGACCACGCCGACGGCGGCGACGGCCGAGACGGAAUCGUGGACAUGAGCGGCGGCGGCCACGACGCCUCGGCGGACAACGAUGACGAUUGCUACGGCGGCCCGCCGUCCGCGGGCGGCACCAACAAGAGGAAACAGCGCCGGUACCGGACCACGUUCACCAGCUACCAGCUGGACGAGCUGGAGAAGGCGUUCGGCCGGACUCACUACCCGGACGUGUUCACCAGAGAGGAAUUGGCGUCGAAAAUAGGACUGACCGAAGCCAGAAUACAGGUGUGGUUCCAAAACCGACGGGCGAAAUGGCGCAAACAGGAGAAAGUCGGUCCACAGGCUCACCCGUACAGCGGCGGCGGCAAUCCGUACUUGGGCGUGCCGAAUUCCAUGUCGGCCGGCCGCCACAGCCCGUCCGCGGCCGCGCUUAGCCCGCUGCCGGCCAACCCGCCGUUCAUGAUGACGGGCGGCAUGGGCCUGGGCGGCGGUGGCCCGCUGGGAAUGGGCAACAUCGGUCUGGGCAGUCACCAUCUACUGCACGCCGGUCACCACCAUCACCACCAUCACCAGCAGCAGUUGCAAGCCGCCGCCGCCAUGGCCGCCGCGCUCCGCGGCCACCACCACCAGCACCAUCAUUCGGGCAACGGCGGCGGGGCGGGCAGGUCGUCGCCACUGCCGCCGACUUCGCAAGCCCUGUCGACCGUGGCCGCGGCCGCCAUGGAACUGCAACUCCAGCAACAGCAACAGCACCAACGCAGCAACGGGGCCGCAGCGGCCGCGGCCGCGGUCGCCGCGGCGGCAGCCUCCUUCCGCGGUUAUACGCCUCAGCUGCAGCAGCAGCAGAGAUCGCCGCCCGGAAACGACAGCGCUCCGACCACCCCGCCCGCGCCCAACAGCAACUCGCCGCCGCCCACGAUUCCGCUCCAGCCGACGCUCUACCAUCCGGCCCCGGUGCAGGCCGCGCCGCCGGCCGUGCCGUCUCCGCACCAUCUGCACCAUCACCAUCCGUACGCGGCCGCCUAUCAUCAACACCUCCGCGGCGGCGCCGGUGGCCAAGGGUACCAACACCACCACCAACAGCAACAGCAGCAACACUUCAACAGCCUGCUGGCCAACAUGGCCAUGGCCGCGGCCGCCAUGCGACCGUCCGCCGGCGGUGCUCGGUCGCCGCCGCCGCCGCAGCCGCUGUCUCUAGCGCAACCGACGCCGUCGGCCAUACUGCCCCCGCCCCCGCCGCCGCCUGCAGGUCUGCUCGCCGUGCCGCCGCCGGCCCCGCGGUCCGACGCGUCCACCACGUCGCCGCCCGCGGUGGCCGCGGUCCGCGGCGGCGGCAGUCGGAGCUGCAGCGACAGGAGCAGCCCGGCCGGUUCGGACGGCGGCGACGCUUCUCCGGCCGACCCGCUGGCCGCGGCCGCAGCCGCCGAACUGAACCGCAGGUCGUCCAGCAUAGCGGCGCUCCGCAUGAAGGCCCGCCGUCACCGGGACGAGAUCCGCUUGCGCGGCGGCAGCAACGCCGGUGACGACGUCGCGGCCAACGGCGGCCGCUGUUCUUCCUCGUCGUCGCUGUCGUCGUCUACCUCGUCGUAAUCGCACCACGAGCCCUCUCAUCCCCGCCGAUGUCAUUAUUUUCAACCCUAAACACGUCCCUCGGGGCGUAGGGUUGAAUAUUAUUAUAAUAAUAUACGGUAAAACGUUGACGACGGUAACGGGGAGAUGUGUUUGGCAUCAAUUUUUUACUAUACAUAUAGUUACAUAAAUAUUUAAGGUUUAAUAUUAUAACUACGUCUUCGGACGUCAUAUAUUAUGUUAAUCGUUGUACAGUGUGCAGGUUACACGUUAAUUAUUAAUUCUGUUUAAAAGUAAGUAUGUAUUAUUACGAGUACGCGGCUAUAUAAUUUAUAGGGUCUAUGUGUAAGUACUGUCGCUACUACUGCCGAUGAAGUAUAUUUUCGUAUUUUCAUUACAAUAUAAUUUUUACCGUUCUGGAACGGCCGCCGCCGGCAGCCAAUAACGCAGCGAUAUUAUAAUAGAUAGGUAUACGGCGCUAUUAUAUGAUGAUGCGAUGAUAUUAUUAUUAUCGUGCGUAUUAUACGAAUCGCUCCCGCGUAUAAAAUAAUUAAAUUUAAUAACGAUUAGGUCGGUUUUUCAUUUCUUUCGUUCCGUCACUGCAACGAUGAAUCGGGAGGCGGAGAAAUCGGCCCCGCGGUAUUCGCUGCGCCUCCCGAUAAAGUUAGGUUUUCACGCCGCAUGCCCCCUCCCGCGCGACGACAACGGUGGCACAAUCUGUACCUGCCCCGAUGGUUCGUUUCUGCCGCCGUGGUAGUCAUUGAUACUUCGAUAAUAACGACGACGUUCGUCCGACAUAUACCUAUACCCGUGCGUACGCGCUGGCACAAUGAUAAUACUAUAAUAAUAACGCGGUACACAACAUUUUCCCGAAACAUAAUGUAAUAAUAUAAUGACGACGAGACAGGUAAUUGGUAUUUUAACGAACCGAACGUGACGUUGCUCAAAAGCGAGCGCGACGCGCGGCGGCGCAAAACGAAUCGAAAACGAAAUCGAAUUAAAAACCAUAAACGAAUCCCAUCUGCUUUAUAAAAUAAAAAAAAAAACACCGCCCACAAGAAUCCGCUAUGCGUAAGCUGCUAUGCGACGUCGGCUGUUGAGUAUAUAUACCUCGCGCAUAUUAGAAAAUCUGUAUUUUCGUGUUGUAUCGUUUUGCCGUCAAAAUUUCGUGAUGGAAAUUUCGAAAAAUAACUCACAGAAAAGAUUUCAAGUGCUCCAAUACCGUGUUAAUCGUUAUCAUGUGCGUAGGCCGUGCGUGCCAAACACAUGCCGUUGUAUCUAUUUGGGCAUAGUGUAGGUACAUACAUGAUGUAUGUGUGUGUGCGUGUGCGAGCGCGGAACUAAUUAAAAGAAACAUUUUUAUUAUCAAUUAAUUUACAUAUAGACAACGGUGACGUUUUUAAAAAUCAUUUAUCAAACCAUAAUAGCACGGGCAGAACGACAUAUUAUUUGGGUCGACUUUUUUUAUUACUAUGACCUAAUGUACAUUAUCACAUAGAUACCGCGUCUACACGGCAAUAACUGACCUUAAGGCAUACUUGCGGUCGGCCCGGCCAAUCACGUAAAGGCCUAUUUUUCUAAUACUCUCGAGUCGAGCACGGGACGGCUGCCUAGUGACCGCACUCAAUUUUAAAAUAUUGUAUUAUAUAGGUGUACAUUUGUUUAAAGUUAAACCGUCACCAUCAAACCUAUGUCUCGGAUCCAAUCUAUAUAAAUUCCCAGGACCGGUCUAUUCACGAGUCUUCAUGUAUAAUAAAUAAGGUCGAUGGUGCAACGCAAGCGCUGUCGUUUUUUAACCGUAAAGUCGGUAAAAUUCGACCGUAGUUGUGCGUAAAAAUCGUAUUAUAUACUUUUUCAAUUUUUUUUUCCGAGAUCAUUAUACCUACCUAGUAGUGUACUAGUGUCUCGUAUUAAGUUAGGCCGCGCUAAUCGAAACUUCUUGUAAUUAUACGGUAAACCGACGACGACGAUAUUAUCGUGUUUAUACGACGUAGGGUCUGUAACUAGUAGGUAGUAGUUGUAUAUAGUAUAGUAAUAAUCGUAAUGUAAUUAUCUUACUAUCGUAUUUUCGCGAUUAAUAUGUAUAUAUAUAUACCUAAUAUAAUUAUACAUUUUACUGUGUCCCGUAUACGGUAUGUUUGUGCAACGCGGAAUUAAAUAAAAAAAAAAAACUGUAAAAAUGAAGUAGUGGCUGCAGCAGCUAUAUUAUGUUUUCACGGAUUCGGUGGCCGUGAUAAUAAUAGUAUUACUGUACAAUAUAUAUUAUUAUAUUAUACACUAUUACAGCUAUUAUAUUGGGACGACGAUGUAUUACGAGUAGUAUAAUGCUGCUGAACGUGCACAGUAUCUAUAAACGUACAAUGUAUAAUAUGAUAGUAUUAUAGAUUAAGGGGAAAAUAUACGUUAGGCGAGCACAGUGAUCCAAUUAUCGUCUCGAGUGUAUAAAAAAUAUGACAUGUGUAAUCAAUCGCGUGUCCUCGCAUAUUAUUCAUUUUCUUUCUCAAACCGUUUGUUGUCCAUCGAUACGUCUUUGUAUAUAUCAUUAUAUUAAGUAGAUUAACGUUUCAAACAUGACUUGCCAAAGCUCCAAUAUAUAUAGUCGUCGUCGUGAGUAUUGUACAUACACAUUAUAACAACCAAGUCCAAGAUGAAUAUAUACAUUUCUUAUUACGAACAUAAGUUUAUUAUAAGUUAUAUUGUUAAUUCAUAUUAUUUUAUUUUAUAUUUUGUAAUAUGUAUGCUUAGUCCUAUUUAUUGUUACGCGUGAAUAUAUAAUACAUUUUAUUAUUUUAAUAAUAUAUAUUCGAUGUUUAUAUAUAUAUAUAUAUAUAUAUAUCGUAUUAUGUACAUAAGUGAACAAAAGUGUAAUAAUAAUGCUCGUGUUAAUCUCGACUAAUGUCGUUCGAUUAACAUUUUUUUGUAAUAAUUAUAUUAUUAAUGUUGUUACGAUUAUGAUUAUUAAUUAAUCAAGUACAUAUAUUUACAUUUUAUACACAUUAUCAUAUAUAAUAUCAUAUAUUUUACAUACCAAUUUUUAUAUACAAUUAUUAUUAAUAGAGCCGUACGAACAAUUUCAGGUAAAUGUGUUAUAAAUAUAAUAUUCAAUAAACACGUGUAUAGUGUAUUUACUAUGUAGUACUAUAUUACCUAUAGUAUUAUGUAUAAUCUGCCUUGUAACAAGCUGGCGACUUUAACGACGUGCAUGAUUGUUUACGGCAGGUGCACACGAUUGUUUUGCGUGCUCGCCAAAUAUUAUAAUAUUUUUUUAUUAUUAUUAUAUCAUCAUUAUACCUAUUAUUUUGUAUAUAUAUAGAUAUAUAAAUAUUUUUUUUUGGUUUAAAAAAACAAUAAUAAUAAUAAAUAAGGUGCGCGCGUUGUAAACGAUGCAUAUAUUUUUAUUGUAAA